This is a messenger RNA of Scleropages formosus (Asian bonytongue), 5965 nucleotides long. It is a transcript of the gene prr36b, whose product is annotated as proline rich 36b. The coding region runs from base 92 to 4753 and encodes 1553 amino acids. Lineage: Eukaryota; Metazoa; Chordata; Actinopteri; Osteoglossiformes; Osteoglossidae. The transcript has 4 exons. The record is from RefSeq and is a predicted model, not a curated record.
AAAGUUAACAGCUGAAGGCUGCAGUUGACGCGGAAGGCCGUCAUUUUGGCACGCGGGCUCCGAAUCUCAGCGGUUCACACCAGACGGAGAGAUGAAACCGGAUGGGGUUGCCACGGCAGCCAUGGAGGCUAUGGAAGGAGCCGGGGCGGAGUCGGCUGCUGAGGCCUUGCCUGCGGAGGAGACGGCGCAGCCGCUCCAAACUGAAGAGGUUAAAAAGGACCAGCCAGAGGUGACACCCCCAGCUGAGAAGGCGAAGAACAGCAAGGCCGGGGAGCCCAAGGCCAAAGCAAAGGCUCCGGCCAAGGCCGCCAGUACGACGAAGACCCCCCAGAAGGCCGGCGCGGCCGCCAGCACCAAGCCCAGCCUAACAUCUGCGCCUUCUUCACGACCCAGCACGGCAAAGAGCCGCCCAGUCAAUGGCGUCCAGAAGCAGCCCACGUCAAACGGAGCGGCGAAGAAAGCCGACGUCUCGGCACCCGAGAAAAAGAAAUCGACACCCGCUCCGGCGUCGGCUAAAAGGCCGGUCGGCGCCCCGGCGACCUCCCCGGCCAAGCCAGCUGAGAAGAAGCCGGCAGGGGUCCCGAAACCCACCCCCAGCCCUGCCGCGAGCAGCGGUGCGAAGACCGCUGGGACUCCGUCGCCGAAUAAGAAAGCCCUGGUCGGACCAAGUAACGGCACGAGCGCCAAGCCCAAAACCGCCGCUCCUAGACCUGCCUCGGCUGCUCCCUCCAAGCCCGGCAGCGUGGCCGCGACCAAACCCGAUAAGCCGCCCGUUUCCAAGACAACCAGGUCAGCCAGUGGUGCUCCAGGGGCUCGACCUGCACCUGUGGCUUCCACAGGGAAGCCAGCCCCUGCGUCUACUCGGCCAGCUCCUUCAAAGACUUCAACCACAGCCCCCUCUGCUGGUCGAACAUCCACUGGGCAGACUCCCAAACCUGCAACUCCUGCAAAGAAAGAUGUUAGUCGACCGACUGCCACGACGACCAAGAAGCCAUCUGAGUCUGUUAAUCGUCCUUCACCAGCCAAGAUCUCGAAGAAUGAGCCUCCAAAACUAUCUGCCUCCAAGACCGAGGCCACCGCCAAGCGUCCUCCGUCUGGUAGCAAGCCAACUGAACAGAAGCCUGCACGUACAGCACCCCAGGAAAGUAAAGUCUCUGCAAGUCCUCGAUCCACUGGCUCCAAGCCUGGUGCAGGCAAGGCUGCUGUCCAAACCCCUAAAAAGGCUGUGGGCAGCAGUACCCCAAUGCCUGUGAAGCGUACGCCCAAACCGUCUCAAUCUGUGCAGUCCACCAAUGUGGUUGAGGAGUCAACCAAAGAGAAUGGCUCUGAAAAAAUUUCCGCUCCUGCCAUUAAUCCUGUGGCUCUGGCUCCCUCACCCUCUGAUUCUCAGGAAGUAGGGCUGGGUGAUGCUCCGGUGGCUCAGAAAGAAGAAGUCCCUGAGCCAGUGGAGCCUCAGAAUAUUCUGGAUAACCCAGCAGAAACAAAGGCUGAGGUUGUUGAAAUGUCUGCUCCCAGGCCUGAAAGUUUGCAGGAUCUGGACAGUGUUGCAGUGACAGAAGAGGCUGCAUUGGCCCUAGGUACAAUAGCCUUAUCGCCUCCUUCCUCACCCCCUUCUCCUACACAAUUAGCUGUGCGGAGUCCCUCCCCCCUCGAGGAAGAUGCACAAUGCCAGGAUCUCUCUGAGAGCCAAAAUCAACCUGCCAGUGUGGUAGCUCCAGAAGAUUCACAGGAACUUGAGCCAGAACAUCAGCAGGACGUAUUAUUAUCCGCUACGUUGGAGUCAGUGUCACAAGCAACCAUUCCUUCCAAUGAUCUCACAUUGUCUUCUCCAGCUGGGGAACAUGAGGUGGCUGUGGAGAAGGCAGAAGAAGAAAUCAAUGUUGAUGAUGAUGAUGAAGAUGAGGAUGAAGAGGAGGAAAAACAGGAGGAAUCUGACCUGCAAAUGGUCAGAAAUCAACCUAUGGAGGAAUCCCUGGGGGAGUCAACUGAUCCAUCUGGCUACACAGAGCCAAACAAUGCUCCAACUCUGGAGCCAGAAGCUGAGGAUGUAAGCGGCAGCUACCAGGAGCUCCAGGAGGAGGGUACACAUGAAACCCAGCACAUGGAUGAAUCACUGCAUGAGGUGGAUGAUCUGGCUGGCUGCACUGGACAAAAACAACCACUAACCCCAGAACUUGAAACGGACAAUGAAGGCAUGAAUGGCAGCCACAAGGAAGUGCCAGAGCAGGGUCCCAAUGGGAUGGUUGUAGAAGAGUCAGCUGAUCUGGCCAGCUUCACAGAACAACAGAGUGAUUCAGCCCUAGGACUGGAUGGUGAAGAUGAUAUGGAGAGUAGCAACCAGGAGACACUGGAACAGGCUACACAUGGAACCCUCCUCACGAAGGAUUCCUUAAAAGAGUUGGCCGACAUGGCUGGGAAUACUCAACUAUGGGAUACUCUAGUGCCAGAGCUGAAGACUGAAAAUGAAAAUGUGUACAUUAGCCAUCCCAAGGCACCUGAGCAAGGUGAACUUGGAGCUGUUGUCAUAGACGAGUCUCUGAAGGAGUCUACUGAUCUGGCCAGUUGCACAGGACUGCAGCAUACUCCAACACUAGAAUUGGAUACAGAAGAAGAAGAUUUACAUGACUACUACCGAGAGGAGCAAGAGCAGGACACGCAUGGUACCUUUGUCCUAGAGGAACCCCUGGAAGAGUCUUCUAAUGUAGCCACCAGUGGGGGAUUGCAGCAUACUCCAACACCAGAACUAGACACAGAAGAUGAAGAAGAAGUGAAUGACCUCCACAAAAAGAUGUUGGAGCAAGAUUCCCAGAAGAAACUCCUCGUAGAGGAGAAGCUGAAGGAGUCAAGUGAUCUGACCAGUUGCAUGGGACUUCAGCAUACUCCAACUCCUGAAGUGGACACUGAAGAUGAAGGCAUAAAUGAUAGCCACCCUGAUAUACUCGAGCAGGGUACACACAGUACCCUUCUUUCAGAGGAACCCCUGAAUCAGUCAGCUGAUUUGGACAACUACACUAGCCUGCAACGCACUCCAACGCCAGACCUGGAUACCGAAGAUGAAGAGGUGAAUGAGAGCCACCAGGAGACUGAAUGCCAUAGUCCCCGUGGAACCCACCUCAUGCAAGAGUCUGUGGUGGAGUCGAAAAAUCUUGCCACCGGUAUUGAAUCACACCAUAUGCAAGUCCUGGAAUUAGACUCUGAAGAUAUGAAUAGCUUUGAGCAGGAAUUGCAAGAUAGAAGUAUACUUGGUUUACUGCAGAGCAUGGAAAGUGCCUGUAACAUGGAAGAGGGUAAUUUGAAGGGGCAAGAAGAGGAACCUGAAGAUGUCCUGCCUGAUAACAUUGAAGCCAUGCCUGAAAUUUCAGAGAAUAAUGAUGAGAGCGAAGAGGAGCAAGACGAGGACAUGGAGGAUGAUAUGGAUGUUGGCUCAGACGGGGUAGAAGAACCCUGUGGGGUACUAAGUGCGAAAAAUGAACUUCAUGAAGCCCUAGAGAUAACCAAAGAGGGUAUGUUGGAGAGUUUUGCAAAAGAGGAUGUCCUCACCAAGGAGGACCACAGGACUGAUAUGACCCAAGACCUGCAACUGCCCACUGUCCUGGAAGACUGUUUGCACCAGUUCCCCCAGUUAGUGCCUGCCCACCCAGCUGACUCGUCAUCGGAGCCCUACGCUUCAGAUCCUACAAUAGAGUUCCAGCCUCCGUGGCUAGAGCUUGGAGCAGUACCACAAAAGGAAGAUUCUCUCUAUCAAGCAGCAGGUGAACUGGAUUCCCCAGUGGAAGAGAGGGAUCUUGGGGCAAUAGCAUCAGCUGUCUGCCAGCCUGACUCACUAGGGACUGCAGAGCUGGUAGCUCACUGCAGUAGCGGUAGCGAAACGGGCACACCAGAGGAGCUUGUGGACUAUGAUAGCAGCUCAGGGGUGGAGUCCCGCUCAGAAGGCAAGCAGCGUACACCCGUACCGCCAGCUCAGCCAGACAUUGAGCAAGACCUCGGCAUCCAUCUGGAGAGAGGGGACUGUGAGGGUGAGGAAGAAGAAGCAGAGACCCUCCCUGCUGAUGAAAUUCUUGGGGACCCUCCCACUGCACACACCUCAGCCCCAUCGACACCAUCCACCUCAGGUGACGAAGCCAGUGACACAGAAGGAGAGGUACAGAUUGAUGAUCCGGCCACCCAUGGCAUUGACAAUGCAGCGUUUGAUAACAAGACCGCUGCUCAUGACCUUCCUGCUUUGGAUGAGGGAUUGGAAGGUGAGGAAGAUGGCGGAACACCUCAGUCAGCUGCUUCAGCACCAUCCUAUGCCUUUGACUGCCCAACAUCCAACGCUCACUCCACUGCUGAAAGCUGUGGCAAGAGUCCUGGGCUCUUCUCCUUGGAGAAUGAGGAUCAGCUCCCUGAGGAAGCCAAGGACCCAUCCCUGGUUCGUGAGCUGACCCUGCCAGCAGCUGUAGGCCAUGCAGACCUCCUGGGUACUGCAGUGGACCUCCUACCAAUUGGCCAACAUCAUGAGGAUGAGGAUGAGCAACAGGAGGAUGAAGACGAAGAACAGGAGGAAGAGGAAGCAGACCAAGAAGAAGACCAGUACCUUCUGUGUGGGAAGCCGGGGAUAGAGCUCCCUGGCUCACUGGGCUCUGCAGGGUCCAUGGAAACUGACCGACAUCUUUCACCUCGCCACUCUGCUGUGGAGGACCCUGACGCCCAGCCACCUUAUUUCUCUGCCAUUUGCGAUAAGACUGAUAAUGCUCUGGCAGGUAACGUAUAGUUCCUCCCCGUGAUGCCCCUUUCCAGCACCCUUGUCAUUGUCAUUCAUUCUCCUCUCAGUUGGGGUAGAUGUCUUAGAAACAGGGUAAGGCAAAGGGUAAAUCAGGGAGAGAAGAAAGUUAAAUGAAGGGAAUGAAAAGACCAGAUGUAUCCAUGCCACUCACUCUCAUUUUGGUCAUGAUUAAUUCAAUAGCUUCAGCUUCUGUGUGUUCAGUCUCUGCUACUAUUUACAAUUAGUCCUUUCUUUGCAUAUGUUACAUAUCUGAUCAUCUGCUGAACUGGCAUGGAUGGACUGGUCAGUUGUGGGGGUGGAGAAAAUGGGGGGGACAAUAAAAUGGACUCUUUACCUUUCGUGUAAUUAUCCUACUGUUUUUACCAAAUGAACUUUAAUUUUUUGUAUAUCUUAUUUUUGUUUCCCCUUUCAGUUGUUCAGAAACGUGUCUUCCCUUUGCUGUACGCACCCCUCAGUUAGGGUCAGGGAGCUCCAAGUCCCUGAUCUCCAUCCAUCUUUAUUUCUGUGUUUUCUGAAUUUGCCAUUUUAGCUUGGCAUAUACUUUUUUAGAUAUUUGACAGGACUUCCUUUUUUUCCCCAUGGGGUGUUUCAUAUCAAGUUGGCUAGAGAAGCUGGAUUGUCUAGUUGGGUCUUUUAAAUCGGUCUCUUUAUAGGAUUUUAGAUAUUUACAGGAAGUAGGUUUUAAUGUGGUCAGUAGACCCACUGCAACUAUUCAAUAUUAGUUCUUCAGAACCACCAGACCCAACCAAAGUAAAUUCUAGAUUUCCUCCAUCUGUCCAUGAAACGCUUUUUAAGAAGCGUAACAUUUUAACAGUAACCGAGUAAUGCACUUCUUUUCAAGUACUUUAACGUUGAGACAUUUGUGCUGAAUAGAAAUACUUAAGUGAAAAGGCUGUAUGCACAAAAUGUCUGGCAAAAAAAACAAAACAAAAAAAAAAAAAAAACAGUAUUUCUGGAUUGUGUAUAGAUUUAGAUCUGUAUCUUUACACAGAUACUGCUCUUUGUUUUGGUGUUUGGAAUUGGAACAGUAAUUUAUAUUGCUCUGUGUGGGAUGGUUUUAAAUGCAAUUUUGGUAUUAAAUAAAAACCCUUCUCAACCUCACGUCGGUACACCCGGUGUCACCUUUCCGAAUUGUGUUGUGUGUAUGUGUGUUACGUCGGUGUUUCUGAACGCACACCAAUACCGCUCCUCCACACAUAC